Molecule: messenger RNA, 2113 nt
Organism: Galdieria sulphuraria
Lineage: Eukaryota; Rhodophyta; Bangiophyceae; Galdieriales; Galdieriaceae
Product: [pt] chaperonin GroEL
Exons: 1
Coding region: 13-1617 (534 amino acids)
Biological process (GO): protein refolding
Molecular function (GO): ATP-dependent protein folding chaperone; ATP binding
Source: RefSeq, a predicted model, not a curated record
AUUAAAACAAUUAUGACUAAACAGAUUUUAUAUCAAGAAAAUGCACGCAAAGCUUUAGAAAAAGGAAUCGAUAUACUUACUGAAGCUGUUUCUGUUACUUUAGGACCUAAAGGACGUAAUGUUGUAAUUGAAAAAAAAUAUGGUUCUCCCCAAAUAAUAAAUGAUGGUGUAACUAUUGCCAAAGAGAUUGAACUUGAGGAUCAUAUAGAGAAUACAGGUGUAGCCUUAAUUAGACAAGCAGCUUCUAAAACAAAUGACGUUGCUGGUGAUGGUACGACUACAUCUACUGUAUUAGCACAUGCCAUUGUAAAACAGGGAAUGAGAAAUGUUUCUGCAGGAGCUAAUCCUAUAGCUUUAAAGAGAGGAAUAGAUAAAGCCACUCAGUUUAUUGUUAAUAAAAUUUCUGAAUAUUCGCGUCCUGUUGAAGACAAUAAAGCUAUUACUCAAGUAGCAACAAUUUCUUCAGGUAAUGAUGAAAAUAUAGGAAAAAUGAUUGCAGAUGCAAUUGAAAAAGUAGGGCGUGAAGGUGUAAUUUCUAUAGAAGAGGGGAAAUCAACUAUAACGGAAUUAGAAAUUAAAGAAGGUAUGAAAUUUGAAAGAGGAUAUAUUUCCCCAUAUUUUGUAACAGAUAGUGAGAGAAUGGAAGUAGUUCAAGAAAGUGCAUAUGUUUUAAUAACAGAUAAAAAAAUAACACUUGUUCAACAAGAUCUUUUACCAAUCUUGGAGCAAAUUGCUAAAACAAAUAAACCACUUCUAAUAAUAGCUGAAGAUGUAGAAAAAGAAGCACUUGCCACAUUAAUUGUUAAUAAAUUAAGAGGAAUAUUAAACGUUGUAGCUGUCAAAGCUCCAGGCUUUGGAGAUAGGAGAAAAUCAAUUUUAGAAGAUCUCGCUAUAUUAACAGGAGGGCAAUUAAUUACAGAAGAUGCAGGUUUAAGUCUAGAUAAAGUUGAUUUAUCAAUGCUUGGUCAGGCUAAUAAAGUUAUUGUAAAUAAAGAAUCUACAACUAUUAUAUCUAAUGCUAAUGAAAAUAGUGUUAAAUCUAGAUGUGAACAAAUUCGUAAACAAAUUGAAAUUACUGAUUCAUCAUAUGAGAAAGAGAAAUUACAAGAGAGACUUGCCAAAUUAGGAGGAGGGAUCGCUGUUAUUAAGGUAGGUGCUGCUACAGAAACUGAAAUGAAAGAUAAAAAAUUACGUUUGGAAGAUGCUAUAAAUGCAACUAAGGCUGCAAUUGAGGAGGGUAUAGUACCAGGUGGUGGAUCUACAUUAGUACAUUUAGCUAAUGAUUUAUUUAAGUGGGCAAAGGGUAUUUUAAAAGAAGAUGAAUUAAUAGGUGCAUUAAUUGUAGAAAAAGCUAUAACAGCACCUUUAAAACGUAUUGUACAAAAUGAAGGGAAAAAUGGAGCUAUUAUUGUUGAUGAAAUAAAAAAUCAAGAUUUUUCUAUAGGAUAUGAUGCUUCUACUAGUCAAUUUGUAAAUAUGUAUGAGUCAGGUAUUAUUGAUCCAGCUAAGGUAACGAGAUCUGCGUUACAAAAUGCAUCUUCUAUUGCCGGAAUGAUUCUAACAACUGAGUGUCUAGUAGUAGAUGAGAUGAAUAAAAAUAUGGAAGUUCAUAAAUAAUAACCAUCUAUUACAAGGUAUAAAUAUUACCUUGUAAUAGAUGGUUAUUAUUUACGAACUUCCAUAUUUUUAUUAACCCGUCUGCAAAACAAUUUAUAUAUAAACAUAAUAGACUAUUAAUAGCAAUUUGAUUUAUAUAUUCAUCAUUAAAAAAUUUAUCUUUUCCUAUUAAUGUAAUAGGAUAAAACAAUCUAAAAUAAAAUCUAUAUUUAUUAAAAUAUGCAUUUAUUAAUUCUUCUUGUUUAUCAGUUAUUUUUUGAUUAAGAUGUUUUUUGUCAUUAAUAUAUAGUAAUUUAAAAAUAAUAUAUUUAAUAUGGUUUUUGUUAAUGUAAAGGUUAAUUAUUUCAUAAAUAUUAAAUAUCUCAUUGAAUUUAUUAAUUUUAUACUUAUUAGUUGAUUUAGUGAUUUUUAGUGAACUAUUCAUUUUAAAUUCAAUAAGAUCAUUUAUAUAUUCUUUGGGAUAGUCAUUUAUAUUAAUAAAGUUAAUAAUUUUAGA